Molecule: messenger RNA, 1451 nt
Organism: Hevea brasiliensis (rubber tree)
Lineage: Eukaryota; Viridiplantae; Streptophyta; Magnoliopsida; Malpighiales; Euphorbiaceae
Product: ethylene-responsive transcription factor ERF115-like
Exons: 3
Coding region: 496-1194 (232 amino acids)
Biological process (GO): ethylene-activated signaling pathway; regulation of DNA-templated transcription
Molecular function (GO): DNA-binding transcription factor activity; DNA binding
Source: RefSeq, a predicted model, not a curated record
UCAUUUAUAAAUUUAAAUUUUUAGGUUGAAUGGUUUCUUAACAUGAUUUCAGAGUCUCUCACAUCAAUUUCAAAUUUUGAAUUCUAAUCAUUUAUAUUUAUUAGUUAAAUAUUUCGGCACAAGUUAAAGUUAAAAUUAAGGGUUAAAGUAGAUGGCAGCAGUACUCCAGCCGCAUUGACUUUAGUUCACGCUCUGCGAGAUUAUAUUAAGUCCUUAUGGCCAUACUUGACAAAACCCUAUCUUCAUUCUUCUUCUUCGUCUUCUUCUUUUGGUCGAUCUUAUGCUCUUUAUUAAUUUAUGUUCUCCUCUAUUAUCUGCGUAGCCUCUUCUUGAUCUUGAUGCUUAUCCCACGCCUUUUUCGUCUUGAUAUGCUAGCUACCAAAAAUAUAUAAAGUGGAUCGAAAUCAUGGGAAGAGGCCCCUUCCAUUCGAUGAACCGGAGGAGAAAAAGAAAGAUCACAUCUUCCCAAUCUACUCAGCUCGAUCUCAACAAGACAUGAAUGUAAUGGUUUCAGCACUAGCUCAAGUAAUUGGAAAUAGCCAAAAUAAUCCACUUCAAGUUCAUGAAAAUCCAUUAUCAAACACACAAGGGCAUGAUGAACCACAGCAGCCUGUUCAAGAUCAAGAAAACACGAGGAGAAGACACUAUAGAGGAGUGAGGCAACGACCGUGGGGCAAAUGGGCUGCCGAGAUCAGGGACCCCAAGAAAGCAGCUCGAGUAUGGCUCGGUACUUUUGAAACUGCUGAAGCUGCGGCCCUUGCGUAUGACGAAGCUGCUCUUAGGUUUAAAGGAAGUAAAGCUAAGCUAAACUUCCCAGAAAGAGUUCAAGGCAGAAGCGAAUUAGGUUUCUUGACUAAUCGCCAAGAUUUGCAUGCUGGAACCCAGCAAAUGACUAGUCGAGUUAUUGCUCCUCCUCGUCCUCCACAAACACAACAAGAAGCAUACACUAAUAGUUUUCAAUACCCACAGUUUCUGCUUCCAGUUGGGGACUAUGGCUUUAACUACGCUGUGGCCGGGGGCACUUAUAGCAGUAGUGAGUGUUCGUCAUCAACUACAUCUUCAUCUUCAUCAUCCGUACCUUCUUAUCAACAAGAAGAUCUCGUAAGAUUUUCAAUGCAGUUUGGAAAUCCUUACUCUCAUUCCAAUCCUCCUGCAAAUUGGAGGGACUUUGAUUCUACUCACAGAAGAGAAUAGUACGUAUGGGCAGGCAAGUUUUACUUGAGGAGAUAUAAAUAGCUAGGGGAAAAAGUUUCUGGUUAUGAUCAUGAUCGAUGUUUGUUUCUUUUUCCUUUUUCACUUGCUUGUUUUCUCUUUUCCUGUUUGAUUUUCCUUUCUUUCUUUUUUUUGCCGUUUUGGAUUAAUUAAUUAGUUGCUUUCUUGCAUGUCGUCGAACAUCUUUCCCAUCUGAGGUAAUGAAGUAUGUUGUUUGUUGGUUUUAGUUCCUGCAAAAA